AUGACUGUGACUUACACAAGUCAAGUGAGUUCCACGAAUAGUAGGUUCAGCAUAUUCGUGAAACUUCUAUUCAGAUGGAAAGCAAGCAUUUACAAGUUAAUAUGGAGAGAUUUAAUUGUUUUUUUAGCUUUGUAUUAUGCGGUUUACUUUUUACACAUUUACGGCUUUAACGAAGACGCUAAAAAAUGGUUUCAAAAGAUUGUGAUUUAUUGCCGCCAGUAUUACUCGUUGAUUCCUUUAUCAUUUGUACUGGGAUUUUACGUGGAUUUGGUGAUGAACAGGUUUUGGGAUCAGUACCAGUCCAUUCCAUAUCCAGACACUUUAGCUAUCAUAUUGAGCGCUAGUAUGCAGCAGCAAAGUGAACGAAGUCGUUUAGCGAGAAGAAGUAUAAUGCGCUACAUUUGCUUGAGUUUUGCCAUAACGAUGUCCAUGAUUUCACCAAAAGCUAAGAAGCGUUUUCCGAAAACCGAUCACUUCGUGGAAGCCGGAUUGAUGUUGCAAGAUGAAAAGAAGAUUUACGAAGAACUCGAAGCCCAAUCGGCUUCAAUCAAUAGUUAUUUGAUUCCGAUCGCCUGGGCCGCAAAUCUCGUGAUUAAGUCUCGGGAUGAAGGGUUAAUCACUUCCGAUAUCCACGUUCGCACUGUGACCGAAGAAAUUGCGAAGAUCCGCAACAAAUGCGGCGAAUUGUUGGAUUUUGAUUGGAUAUCAAUACCUCUUGUUUACACUCAAGUGGUAACUUUAGCUGUUUACUGGUAUUUUCUAACGACAAUUGUUGCGCAUCAAUUCGUCGAUGCGGAUACGGAUCUGCACUUUCCGUACAUCACCAUUCUCGAGUUUUUCUUUUACAUGGGUUGGUUGAAGGUCGCCGAAGCUCUGAUAAAUCCAUUCGGCGAUGAUGACGAUGACUUCGAAGUCAACUGGCUUAUAGACAGACACGUAAAUGUUUCUUAUCUUCUAGUUGAUAAAAUGCAUCAUCAACAUCCGACACUCGGCAAGGAUUUGUAUUGGGACUCGAUGGUUCCGCAGCAUCUUCCAUAUACCGUAGCCUCUGAACAAUAUAGCGACAACAUGCCUAUCGCAUCCACCGACAAAAUCAUACUAAAAUCAGCCGAAGAAGAGAUCAUCAUUGAUUCGACGGAGAAUCUUCAAGAUAAUGAUGGAAAGAAAAAGAAAAAGUCAUGGAUACGUAGAUUAUUUAAGAAGCGAUCUGAAAGAUUGAAGCACAGGCCAAUUAACCAAUCAGAUUACAUCAUACAAAACAUGGAUGGUAUUGCACAGGAAACUUCAGCGAAAGCGCCUGAAAAUAUUGAUGGUCAAGAUGCUUCCGCUUCUUGUGAUGAUGAUUCGUUCGAACGUCUGAAAGCUAUAAGGCAAAAUCAAUUGCGCUCGAAGAUAAAGAAAUACGUCACCCUCAUGAAAUAUCAGGGCGAUGGUAAAGUGGAUGAAGAUGAUUCUUUAAUUGAAGAAAUUAUAAAUAAUUGAUUAAUAGUUUCUGUUACAUUAAUAAUAAAUGACAAGUAUUAAGUUGUCAAUAAGUUAAUU
This is a messenger RNA of Nicrophorus vespilloides, 1542 nucleotides long. Its product is annotated as bestrophin-2-like. Gene Ontology annotation, molecular function: chloride channel activity. The transcript has 10 exons. Bases 1 to 1482 code for a protein of 493 amino acids. NCBI's taxonomy places the organism in Eukaryota, Metazoa, Arthropoda, Insecta, Coleoptera, Silphidae. The record is from RefSeq and is a predicted model, not a curated record.